Messenger RNA from Bemisia tabaci, 11027 nucleotides. RefSeq names its product unconventional myosin 10A (gene Myo10A). NCBI's taxonomy places the organism in Eukaryota, Metazoa, Arthropoda, Insecta, Hemiptera, Aleyrodidae. Gene Ontology annotation, molecular function: ATP binding; cytoskeletal motor activity; protein binding. The record is from RefSeq and is a predicted model, not a curated record. Gene Ontology annotation, cellular component: myosin complex; cytoskeleton.
ACGUCAACAUCAGCGAAAGUCACAAAAUUCGCGUCAGCCCACGGCGCCAUGGGUCUUCGUUCGUGUUAAUUUCGCGAGUGAUCUGUGUUUUUUCCGUGCCAACGCAAUCAUUUUACCGUUGUUGAACUCCAGUUCAAAACUUACAGGAAUUUGUUUUCGUUUAAUUGCGGCUAGUACGCUUUCAUUGCGGUGUGUGAUGGUACGCGAUUUGUUUAUUGUCGCCGUCUCGCUUCGUUUACCUUCGUGUUGUGUGUGUGGUUCAGUAUGUGGAUCAAUUUUCACCCUAUAACGGAGGAUUACCUUUUUUUGAUGAUGCCGAUAUCGAGCCUUUCAACAAAAAAGUGAAGAGGUGUUUGUCAACGGAGAGUGAAACCGGGAGGCUAACAGGAUGCCGUCUCUACAGAACGAGGACGUUCGACUCCCGUUGACUAUGACAUCCACCCUCGCCCUCUCCGAUCUCACCAAGGGGGAGCUAAUAUGGUUCGACCCCGGAGUCGGGCACGUGUUGCCCGGAGAGGUCCUCGAGUACCACAGACCGGCCCAGGUUCUCACCGUCCAGGCCGUCAUCGCCGGAAAACCGCAAAUUUUCUCUCUGACGAGUUCAAACGGUGUUCAAAGGAGAGAAGACCUAGGCCAAAAUGGAAUUGAGGAUAUGAUCCAACUCUCAGAUCUGAACGAAGCAUCACUUUUAUGGAAUCUCAAAAUUCGUUACGAUAAAGAACUGAUUUAUACAUAUGUUGGUAGCAUUUUAGUAGCCGUCAAUCCGUAUAGAAUGUAUGAUAUGUACGGGCUGGAUAUGGUGAAAAAGUAUGAAAGCCAAAUUUUGGGAACAUUACCUCCGCACUUAUUUGCAAUAGGCUGUGCUGCCUACAACUCAUUACCCCGUAGCAACCAAGUGGUAGUAAUCUCGGGUGAAUCUGGUAGUGGUAAGACUGAGUCAACAAAAUUAGUAAUGCAAUAUCUAGCAGCUGUCAACAAAGCCCCAUCAAAUCUCAUCACGGAACAAAUUUUAGAAGCUUCUCCACUCUUGGAAAGUUUUGGUAACGCCAAAACUGUACGGAAUGACAAUUCCUCCCGUUUUGGAAAAUUCUUAGAAGUCCACUUCAAAGAAGGUGUAAUUUUAGGUGCUAAAGUAACAGAAUAUUUAUUAGAGAAAUCACGGAUUGUCACGCAAGCACCAGAUGAGCGUAACUACCAUGUCUUCUAUGAACUCUUAGCAGGAUUAUCCGAUGAAAAUAAACUCAAGUAUGGUUUACUGUCAGCGGAUAAAUAUUUUUAUCUAAAUCAGGGUGGAAAUUGUGAAAUUGAUGGCAAAUAUGACGGUGAAGAUUUUCAGUCACUGAUGUCUGCCAUGCAGGUUUUAGGAUUCACUUCAGAUGAGCAAGACACUAUUUUUAGAAUUUUAGCCUCAGUUCUGCAUUUGGGAAACAUCUAUUUUCACCGAAAACAAUUAAAAUAUGGGCAAGAAGGUGUGGAAAUUGGUUCAGAUGCAGAAAUUCGCUGGGCAGGUCAUCUGCUGAAAUUGGACGUAGAUGGGAUCAAACAGGCUCUAACAACUAAAACAACGGAAGCAAGAAAUGAACGCCUUUUUACAGCGCUCACGAUAGACCAAGCACUUGAUGCCCGGGAUGCCUUUGCCAAAGCACUGUAUAGUUCACUCUUUACAUGGCUUGUCGCCCGCAUCAACCACAUUGUAUACAAAGGAACUAAGCGCACUUCAGCUAUUUCGAUUCUUGACAUUUUUGGGUUCGAGGACUUCAAAGAAAAUAGUUUUGAACAGCUGUGUAUCAAUUAUGCAAAUGAGCAUCUUCAGUCGUAUUUCAACAAGCAUAUAUUUAAGUUGGAACAGCAAGAAUAUGCUAAGGAGAAAAUUCAAUGGCAGAACAUAACCUACGCUGACAAUCAGCCUGUCAUACAUCUCCUCUCCAAGAAACCUGUUGGAAUCCUACACUUAUUGGAUGAUGAAUCAAACUUCCCCAAAGCCACAGAUCUUUCAUUUUUAGAAAAAUGCCACUACAAUCAUGCCUUGAAUGAGUUGUAUUCUCGGCCGCGGUUAAAUGGUCCAGAAUUUGGAGUACGACAUUUCGCAGGCCCUGUGUGGUACAAUGUUGAAGGCUUCCUGGACAAAAACAGAGACACUCUUAGGCCGGACGUUGUUGAUCUACUUAUCUCUAGUUCUUUACCGAUGCUGAGUAAAAUGUUUAUUGCAAUGCGCAACACUCAUGAAGCCUCUAAAACGUUGAACAAAGCAAAUGGACGCUUUGUCACUAUGAAACCUCGGACACCAACCGUUGCAGCUAGAUUUCAUGACUCUUUACAGCAUCUUCUUGAUUCCAUGUCUAAGUGCCAUCCAUGGUUUGUCAGAUGCCUGAAACCAAACAACGACAAAUCUGCCAUGAAAUUUGAUAUGCCCAUCGUCUUAGAACAACUCCGUUAUUCAGGAAUGUUGGAAACAAUCCGUAUUCGUAAACUCGGAUAUCCAAUCCGUCUCAAGUUUGCUGAAUUCGUAGAACGUUACAGUUACUUGCUUCCCAUGCAAACUGUUGUACCUCGAGGUAUGCCCUCUCGCGAAAUUUGCAACAUCAUUCUCCAGAAACAUUCUGGACAGUACCAGCUGGGCAUAACUCGUGUUUUCUUACGAGAAAAUCUUGAAAGAACCCUGGAGAGGGAGCGAGCUUCAAUUUUACAAUCAGCUGCUACAACAAUACAAAAGAAUGUCCGUGGGUUCCUGGCCCGAAAGAAAUUUGUAACAACUAAAAAAAGUGCAGUCAGGAUUCAAGCUGCUGUGCGAGGAUGGAAAGAAAGGAAAAAGUAUGUUGUUCUCCGCAAAGGAGUUGUAAAAGCUCAAGCGCAGUUCAGGGGUAAACGCCAACGUAAGAAGUAUGCAGAGUUGAAAGAGGAGUUAAAACGUAGAGCAGAAUUAGCUCGAGAACGACAAAAGAUGAGAGCUCACAAAGAAGAACAAGAUCGCACAUCUAGGGCAGUUGCAGGUGUAAAUCACUUAGAUAUUCCUGCAGAAUUAGCAUUUAUUUUCAAUAAAAUUGAAGACUGGCAACCGACUCAUGUUGAGCAGAAUUUAGUCAAAGUUGUAGGACCAAUUUUAGAGAGCUCAAAUAAGUGCUCACUUCCUUCAGAUAUUGAUCAAUAUGUAUUCUCUAAAUUUUCAAAUAUAUAUUUCAAAUCGCAUGUUUGGGGAAUGAAGCGUGAACCAAUCAAAACGCCAUUCCUGAAUAAGUCCAAAGAUGCGGAUUACUCAGACUCUCUCGCUCUUUUCAAACUUAUCUUACGUUUUAUGAAUGAUGAGACUCUCUCGGGAAAGAAAGAGCAAGUUUUAGGCGACUACAUUGCAUACAAAGGUAUCUCUAAUGAGAAGCUGCGCGAUGAAAUUUUGUGUCAAUUAGUAAAUCAGACAUGGUGCAAUGAUGUUCCCGCCAACAAUGAGAGGGGAUGGCUGCUUAUGGCCAACUGUCUGUCUGUUUUUCCUCCAUCUCAUGCACUCUACAAGUUUUUACUGAAAUAUGUCUCGGACAAUGGUUUUAAUGAAUAUAAAGCAAUUUGUCAAAACAAGCUUCUAAUGUCACACAAUCAGUGGGCACGAACAUACCCACCCUGCUUGCUUGAAUGGCGUGCCAAUCGCAAGAAAACCAAUAUGGCCGUGCAGGUUCACUUGGCAAACGGAGAAGCUGUUACCGCCGCUGUGGAUUCUUGGACUAGAUGUGAGACUAUAUGUGAAAACAUACUGAUGGAAAAGGGUGCAGCUGAAUGCCAUGGUUGGACACUCAUGCUGGAUAAUGAUGAAGAUGAGAAAAAUGGCUUGGACUAUGUUUUGGAUGUCAUUUCUGAACUGGAACUGCCGCCUGCAUUCCCAAUUCAGAAACAACAGACUUUGAUCAACCCUAAAAAUGAGCCAAUGGCACGGCGCCCUACUGUUCCGCCCCCACAGCCUCCAACCGGCCCAAUCCAUUCGAAAGUCCGUUCAAUUUCAAGAGAUCACUCAGUGGAGAUGGGGUUGUCUCGGCAGUCCGCCCUCAAUGACCGAUACUUUGACAAACCAGGCCGAUCAAGAAGUCUUGACAAUUUAUUAUCACCAAUUACUUUAACCAAUGGACCAUCCAAACUAGAGACCCUCGGACUGUCAAACAGUCGCCUCAAUGAACGCUACCACUCAAUGGAACGGAUUCAAGAAACAGUUGCCGAUGUUGAACUUUCCAAAACAGACGAUGAAAAUAUUGAAAAUAUGGAGUCUGUAAGUCAGCGUGGAGAGAACAGAAAAUAUUCCCUAACGGGAGCGUCUUCUGAUGUCGGACAGUCUAAUAAUUUAGAUUUUGACUUCCCAGAUAUGAGCGCACGAAGUGAAGAUGAUAAAGGUAGUGAUUUGCGUGGCCAUCCACGUUUCAUCAAGUCGCAGUAUGCUGGGAAAAGAGCCAUGCCGGGAAGUCACUCCUCACGGGCGCAAAUUGAAACACGGCUCUCUGAUAAAGAUGGUGGAGUGAAAAGUUCGGCCAUGUCAGAUACAUCAGAAGCUCCAUCGCUAGCAUCGCAUGUUCGUCGAGUCCGAGUGCCAUCACAAGCAUCUGAUGUCGAUCAAUUUCUGGAUGAUCUGUUCAGUCCUGUUUUGGAUCAGUUGUCCGAUGCUCGCUCACUGGCUGCGUCAAUCAAAGGUGGUCAGUCGGAUGUACUGGAGCACAUAUUUGAUCCUCUGUUUCCAAAUAUAGACUUCAAGCCUGGUGAAUUGUCUGCUUCAAUUAAAGGUGGUGGUCGCACUGUGGGAGGGGUGCAACAAUCGCAAAACCAAUCGGGGGCAUUCAAUUUUUCACCAAUUGGUAGCCCACCUAUGUCUGGUCUCAUCUCCCCUCCUCCAUUACUCGUACCAACCAUGCCAAUGUACAACCAAAACAGUGGAAACACAAGUCUAGGGUACCAGAUGGAUGGUUCUCAGACAUCUGGCUUUGUGCCUGUACCUAUUUAUAAUAUGCAAGGAAUGUCAUUACCAAGUCAGAACGGGGGAGGAAGUGUUGAGCAGAAUGUAAUAGCGUAUCAGGCAUCAGUGCAACAGGCAUUCUUGCAAUCAGCCAUGGCACAGAACAUUCAAAUUCAGCAGCAACUUCUCGCCCAGAAUCAGGCGCUCCAACAGUUACUGCAGCAAAGAGUUUCUACAACCGAGCCACCGCAGUGGGGCAACUCCCCGCCCAAGGCCCGCUCCACCUCUACCCCUACCAGAGCACAGCCUCAUCAAAAUGGAACCCCUCAGUCUGCUUUCACCAGUGUCUUGAGUGAACUCAAAAGCCGAAAAUCAUCCACAGACUCAACUGCCAAGAGUGUCGUCCCACCACCUCCUCCCAUGCCGCCGCCACCAGAAUUAGGUGACCCGAGUGAAACAAGACCGUUCAUGGAUCCCUAUGGUCGUGCAAAAACAGUUAGGAUUGGAAAGUGGAGGUGGCCUCCUCCAAAAGAUGAUAAUUCUGAUACGUCUUUCUUACAGUUCAAAAUGAAGCAGCGUAGAAAACAUUCACAGGAGCACAGUAGUGAUUUACAAGAUGGAAUAGAAUGGGAAGAGUUUGACCUGGCUUCAGAACAAAGUUCCAUCCCAGCUGUUCCACCAAAGUCGCCCGAAAAUCAACAAAUACAAUACAAAUCGCUCGACACAACUCUGACAAAACCAAGUGCUGCAGGCAGUAUUGGCAAGCUUCGUAUUAGCAAUGAAAUGAAGCAUAAGUUGGAGUUAGUGACGGCUAAUCAUAGCUUGCGCUCAACAAACAAAACUACCAGCCGACCGUCAGCAAAUAAACUGGACUCUGAUCGCCGGCUUCUACUUCAGCAACAAUUAGCUGGCCGAUGGGGCAGUGUAGAUAGCGUGGAUGCUCGAAAUGGAGUCAAAGAAGAGCAUCCAAGUAUCGUAAGGAGUCAAGUGGAGAAGAUGGAGAAAACGAGUCCAGGCCAAGGCUGGCAAAAACCACCUCCACCUGUCAUCCCACAAAACCAACAAAUGCACUCACCUCAUACUCAUGCACCAUCUCGUUCAAGUAGUUUUUACUCACACAAUAACCCUGUGCCACCGACUCCAAUCCAGCCAGUCACUCGAGACUACACAGACCAAAAUAUGUUCAGUCCGGUUCCCUCAACACACCAUUCUGACCAUGUCGAAAUGGAGGAAUUCUCAGAGUUCCCAGGCGCUGUAGAUCCCUUACCUUCGUUUCACCAUUUACCAGAAGCUCAAGUUUCCACCAAACAUCAUCAACUCUCCACCAAUACACAUUUGACGUACAACCGCGUUGCUUGGAAAUUGAAUAUUCGUAAAGAGGUAUUCUCACCAAAGGAAUCAGUUUCAAGUCCUCUUGUGCUCCACCUCAUCUUUUGUCAGAUUGUCCAAGAUGUAUUAGUGCGACCCAUAGCCCGAAUUAGUUCUGAAGAACGUAUGGACAUGGUUCAAUUGCUGGAUCAAUAUGGCGUGACACCUUCUAAUAUGUAUUCCAACCAACAUAAAGCCAAUACAAAACGAGCUGUCCUUGACUUGGCGAGACAUUGGGCUACAUAUUUCGCCCGAAUAUUUUACAUUUCUGGAGGCUAUCAACUACCUGAGGUUUCACUCUUGGCAAUUGCGCACUCUGGCAUUCGGUUAGGUCGACAGACCAAUAACCAAAUCCAAGUGGUUCAUUCAAUUGCACUUGAUGAAAUAACUGAAAUCAAUGUUGGGAAAGGUGGUAGCUCCAUUAUUCUUGGUCUACAAUCAGGUGAGAAGUAUCCCAUUUACUCCAACCGCUCACGGCAGAUCUUAGCCAUGGUGAAUGCUUUCCUGAGAGAGGCCAUGCCUCAGAACCGUGUUCGAGAAGAGCGCCUACGCUCCGUUGAGAAGAAAGGAUGGCUUGCAGAUGCUAGGCUUACAACACCCUCUCCCAACACCCAGCAACAGGCGGUCCAAGAUGAUGGAAAGCACUCUCUACUUCAGUUCGCUAUCCUGCACUUCCGACAGAGUCCUGAAAAGUUUGAAAUGCUGAAGACACCUAACGGGGAAAUUGAUGGGUCACUGAAGUUGGUCAACCACAAAAAGGGGUCUGACUGGACCUGGAAGGAACAGGUUGACCUUGUCAAAUACUCACCAACACCCAUCCAGGAAUCAUUGCUCAAGUUGGAUCCGGAACUUAAUCAACUUGCGGUGGAGUGCUUUGAAUGUUCCAUGAGAUACAUGGGUGAUCUCCCUACAACACCAGAAAUGACAGAAGUUAAGUGUGUGUAUACGAUUUUAAUGCAUUGCCACAAAUAUGAUGCACUGCGUGAUGAAGUCUAUUGUCAGCUGAUGAAACAGACAACAAAUAACAAAAGCGACAGUUGCCAGCGUGGAUGGCGGCUCUUAAGUAUUAUUGCAGCCUACUUUACCUGUUCUGAGACUCUACGACCAUUCCUACUGAAGUACCUUGAGUCAGCUGCCUACGAUAAACGUCGGGCUUUCCACGGUACAGCGAACGUAUGCCUACAGAACCUGCGGAAAACGCUGCGGUAUGGUGGACGUAAGAAUGUACCAAGCGUGGAAGAAGUGACUGCAGUGAGUGCUGGACGAAACUCAAAACGGCAGUUGUAUCGGCUGCCUGGUGGGAGUGAAACAGUUGUGAACACCAAAUCGACAACAGUUGUUGAGGAUGUCAUCAUCGAGAUGUGCGCUUUAAUCAAUGUUACUAAUCCUCUUGAGAUGGAAGAGUUCUCUCUUUACUGCAUUGUGGAAGGGGAUGCGUUUACCAUGCCCCUGGCACGGGAAGAGUACAUUCUUGAUGUCACAACGGAGUUGCACAAAAACCAGCAGGUGUUUUACCUGAUCUUCUGCCGCUCCGUAUGGCAUUUUCCACUGAGACUCGAUUGUCAACUGUACGUUCAAGUCCUUUUUAACCAAAUCGCUCCUGAUUAUCUGGAAGGUCUUUUGCUUGUCCUCCCCAAUGAGCAGUUACCACAAGAUAUCAUUUACGAUGUUGCAAAGUUGGCAGCAUUACUUCAUCGAGCAGCUGACAUGAGCCACCCUCCAACAAUGAAAGAGACAAAAUUUUUGUUACCAAAACCAGCCUUAACCCAACGAGACAUCAAGCCUGCGCAAUGGGUUCAGAUGGUCCAAGCUAAUUGGAGCCAGAUACAGUCAUUGCUCAGCAUCCAAGCCAAAGCCCAACUUUUAGAACUACUGAGCAAGUGGCCUCUUUUUGGAUCCAGUUUCUUUGCAAUUAAACGCGGUGGUGACCAGCAGAUUCUUGCUUUGAAUCGGAAUGGAGUCCAUUUCCUGCAUCUUAUCACUCAUGAAACUUUGUCUAAUGUGCCGUAUAAUGAGGUCAUUUCAACACGAAAAGUACGAGCCGAGUCAGGGACGCUUUAUCUGGAGCUGAAGUGCGGAAACUUAUUCCAGCAACGAGUUGCCCGUCUCCAGACAGAUCAAGCACAUGAGAUUGCUCGGCUCAUACGACAGUACAUGAGUCUCUACCGACAAAAAGUCGGCAUGGUCAACAAAUAGUUCUCCAAAAGAAGGACCCAGUUUUUAUAAACAGUAUUAGCUUCUUUAUACUCAAGUGUGCCCAAAUCUUCAAAUGAUUCCGUCCACCUCCACAUUCGCAAGUGGGAUCAACAUUCCUAAAUUAUUAAUUACCAUUUAGACUGAAUUUAACAGAAAAGCAUCAAGCCGCAUCAAGUUUAAAUGGAGGGAGAGAGGUUUAAAGUUCUAUUCUUCCAUAAAAUGCAAUGUUCAUAACAAAACUUAGUGGCCAUUUUUACCCUCAAAAUAUUUUUUCUUGGCUUUUAAUUUUUGACAGAAGAAAUUUACAACUGGUUAAAUUUACAUCGUUUUUCACUCAUUUUAUCCGAAAUGCGUCUCAGUGUGUUUCUGUUAAAAGCAGUCCAUUUGAACCCAUGUACCAUGAUAACUUUUCCCUCUAAAAAUUUAAGUAUUAAUGAGGGAUAUCUUCUUUAGUGCCUUCAUAAACAACUGAAUUGUGUGGAAAUCAUGUGACACGCUUUGAUAUUCCAUUACUAUUGUUUUUUUUUUUUAAAAAAAACAUGUGUUACUGAUUUUCAACCCUCAUUUUUCCCCCGACGAAUCCUUUUUUCGGCAUUGUAUUGCCAAUUAUACAGGGGGCUCAUGGUAUGUGGGUAGAUACGGUUCACCCUUCUCUUAAUAUGCAUGCUUUCGUAUCUAUUUUUACAUUUUUUGUGAUCUGAGUCUAUCAGUAUUUUUCCCCAAAGCAGUAUUAUUUAUCAUACUUUGUUCGCCCAAAUCAAAUGCCAUUCAUGAAUAAUUAUAUUCCUUAUUUACAAGAGAAAUUAAAAUGUCCCUUUUAGGUACGCCUGCAAUUUUACUCUCAUGAUGAUGUAUUUUUAUCAUUUUUGAUGGUAUGAACCAGUCAGCAAUGUCUUAAGAUUGAAAGUGUGUAAUCAUUAUUAGGUGCUCUUUUAUGUAAAUUUAUUCAGAUCAAUAUGUUGCAAAUCGAUGUCUUCCUGUUUUUUUUUUUAAACAAACUCUAAUAGUUCAUAAUUGGAGAGCAGCAAAAUGUCUUUUUAAUCCUAAACGUUCUUCUCUUUCUCAUCGUGGGUCAAUUCAAUAUCUCUUGAUCUCGAAAAGAGAAAAUUUUUAAAUUAAAUUUGGAAUUUUUACAUAUUUUUUGAAUUCAGUCUCGAAUGUUAAACAACACAUCACAUUUAUUAUAAACCCAAGCUCACGUGUUCUGUGAUUUGAAAUUAUUCUUUAAGAUGAGCCUUAAUGAGAAAGAUCCAAUCAACGGUGACAAGGAAAUCUUGACAUUUUGUUUUCCGUUAUUCUGUAUUAGUUAGUAUGAAUAUGUGCAGCUUUAUGAGGUAAACUCACGUACAGAACCAUGCCUUAACUUCAUUGUGAGUAAAUCUCUUUGAUAAUGUAUCCCAGGGUCUUCCAUUAAUACGUACUCGUCUAAUUUUUUAGCCCUAGCAAUUAAGUCGUGCUUUGAUUUUUGAUUAAUUUUCCCCUCUGUUGUGAAAUUUCAAGCAAACAUUCUAAUGAGAAAAGUAAAAUGUACCUGUAAAUAGUCGUUAAUCUUUCAUCAAAAUUGAAGUUUAUGUUUAUCAUCCUGUGCAUUGAGAUUUCAUGUGGCUGAUUAAUUUGUGGUCCAAAAUCCUCUUUCAAGGAUUAAUUUAUAACCUCUAAGUUAAAAGUAAGGAAACAUCAGAAUUUCUUAAAAGGUCAUAGAUUCUCUUGUGGGAUUAGUCCCAAAUCAAGAUUUUGCUAGUAUACGGUAGAGAAAAAUAAAAAUGAAAAAGUUGAAUUCAUCAGGGUCUUUCAUAGUGAAAUAUUUCCGUCCAUUCAUGGCAUCCAGGUCAUCCUUACUUAUUUAGCUGUCUACUUUUUCCUAGCCUUGAGUUUUGCAUAAUUCAUACAUCAUCAAUAUUUUAAAGCUGCCUUUUUUUUUUUUUUUUGUGCGUUUUUGUAUGUGUGUGUGCCAAAUAUUUGUAUGCCAUCAGUGCACCCCUCAUAAAUUGGUCUUAAUGCAAUACGGUUUACAUUUUGCCUCAAAAAACAUCACGACUAUCUGGGAAGAAAAUUCCCCUCAUAGGUAGUCCAGUGAAUUUGACUUUUUCAGGGAACCUGAAAGCCGUUAUUAGGUAGUUUGCUUGAGUGGAAAGUGAGGGUUUGAUUCAAAACAAAUAUUAUUUUUUUAUUUACUGGUUGAAAAAGAAAAAAAAAAAGAGGUAAACUUACUCAUUAAAGGACCUUUGUAUUUCUAGGUUCUGAAUAGUACAAAAAAGCAUUCAGGCAAGCUUUGUAAGAGAAGAAAAAAAAUAUCCACUCGAUCACUGGUUGUUUUGUUGAUAUAUUUGUAGUUAUUUAUUCAUGCAUUUUUUAUUAACAUAAUUCUACAUAAUUGUCAAUUUUUUAUUUUUAUUCAGUAGAUACAGAUUGCAUAAAUAUUUUAUCAAGAGUUGUGAUUACCAGUUUUAAUCUAAUUUGCAAUCCGUUCUAUCGUGUCGCUAUUAGUAGUAACUCUGUUAUUUUUUUGUAUUUUGUGAAAAAUUAAAGAUAUUUUAACGAA